CUGAGUUGCGCUUAUACACGGAAAGGCGAUGUAAUUCUAAUUAGACUCGUAAUCUCUGCUGCCCGACACAGUACAGGUUUUAUGUUUGAAGAAAUUUCUUCCUGAUAACAUACCACAAAAAAAUUAAAUAAAUCAUUAUUUAAACGCAACUGAAUACAAAAAAAUGCAAAAACGGGACGAAAAUUGAACCAAUAUUGGAAGCGAAAUGUCAGGUGAAAGAACGGGAUCAAACCGCCUGAAAGAGAAAACGCCAAGAAUAAUUGCAUAACCAGAGCAGGGAAGGUUUGACGACCAUUUUGUGACGUUGAUGUAGUUCUUGAUCAAACAGUCUUGAUUUUUUUUAGAUGACCUUAGUUUCAUCUCCAUCUGAUCUCUGCCAGAAGUGUCGGUAUUAUUGUGUUUUACGAACUGUUCUACGCUAAAACUUGUAGAUUUCUGUUUGAGUACUGGAGUUAAAUACGAAAUGGAAUCCGGAGAAAAAUGUGAAAAAUCAAGAGACAAAAGAUCUUGGUUUAAAAGACGUUCAAAAACUGAGAGGAUUCUUCUGGCGUUAACUGCCAUUUUCAUUCUUCUCUGCGUGGCUCUUGUUUGUGUUGUUGCAUACUUAUCGAUAACUAUGUCCACUGACGAACACGUUAAAGUCUGUGAUAAAUUAGAAUGCGUAAGAGCAGCUGCUAGAGUUGCAGAUGGAAUUGACUUUUCCGUAAAUCCAUGUGACAAUUUUUACGAGUACGCAUGUGGAGGCUGGAUGAAAAGUCACGUGAUACCAAGUGACAGAUCUUACUUGGCUACUUUUAGUGUUUUACGCGACACAAGUCAAGUCAAAAUAAAACAGCUGCUGGAAGAGAGUGUUACCAAAGAUGAUAUCGAGGCAGUAGUUAAAGCAAAGAAUCUUUACGGGUCCUGUAUGAAUACAACCCAGAUAGAGGGAGAUGAUAUAUCUGUGGCACUGCCACUUUUAAAGGAGGUCGGAGGUUGGCCGAUACUGGGGAAGAACGAGGGAGGAAACUGGAAUGAGGAGAACUUUUCUCUGGCUUCCCUCAUCGCCAGUAUCAAUAAAUACAGCAAUGUACCAUUCAUAUAUCCCUAUGUUUUUGUGGACAGUAAGAAUAAAAGACAGAAAGUAUUGUACCUAGACAACCCUGGUUUUAUUAUGCCGGAGCGGAACCACUACAAACAGCCCAAGGACAGCAAGCUGAUGAAAGCUUACGUGGAGUUAGGGGUCAACGUUAUGUCGGAAUUUGGAGCCAGUAAGGAAGAUGCAGUGAAAGCAAUGGAGGACAUUCUAGAUCUAGAGAUCCAGUUGGCAAAUAUAUCCACCCCUCUGGAGGGACGAAGGGACAACGAAAAGCUGUACAACAAAUUUACCAUCGGGGAAAUGAAAAUGAACAUCACAGAGUCAGAGGAGCUAGGAUUCACGUGGUUUGAUUAUGUCCACCAUCUGCUUCAGAUAGAUGGUGUCAAAUUUAACGUCAGUGAAAUGGAUACAGUGAUCGUAAAAGACCUGGAAUAUAUGAAACGUUUAAUACCUACGUUAAUGCAAUUCUCAAAGAGGACCAUAGUAAAUUAUGCUGUUUGGAGGCUGAUGAAGAAUCGAGUUCGAGACCUUCCAGAAAGAUUUAGGCAGUAUUUGGGGGAGUUUUAUCAGGUUUUGUACGGAUCGUCCCACAUCCGGUCCCGCUGGCGGAAGUGCGUCGCGCUGGCUGUGGAUUAUAUGGGACUACCCAUCGGUCGUCUCUUUGUACAGAAACACUUUGAUGAAGAGGCAAAAUCUGGUAUCAAUGAUAUGACAGGAAACAUACUCAAUGCAUUUAAAACGAUUCUGUCCGAGCUGGAUUGGAUGGACAAAGACACCAGAGAUGUGGCAGAAGAAAAGGCUCAUUACAUGAAGAGGAGGAUUGGUUACGAUGACGAUAUUCUGUAUGACGACCUUCUGAACAAAAGAUAUAAAAAUAUAACAAUACAACCGGAAAACUACUUCGAAAACGUCCUUUCACUCUUGAAGAGAAUUGUUAUAGACGACUUGUUGGAACUGCGUUAUUUACUUUACCGAAUGAAAUGGGAAACGCCCCCGUCCACAGUGAAUGCAUUCUAUAGUGCUGACAGAAAUAGGAUCAUGUUUCCGGCGGGUAUACUACAAUCGCCAUAUUAUAAUAAAGAUUACCCCAGAUCCCUGAAUUACGGAGGGAUAGGGACGCUCAUUGGACACGAAAUCACGCAUGGAUUUGAUGACAGGGGGAGACAGUACAACAAAAACGGGGAGCUUCACGAGUGGUGGAGUCAGAAGUCGGUAGAGAAAUUCAAAGACCUCCAAUCAUGUUUCAUCAAACAGUAUGGAAAUUUCUCGUAUCCUGAGGCCGGCGGACUGAACGUGAAUGGGAUAAUAACACUAGGUGAAAACAUUGCAGACAAUGGAGGUGUUCUACAGAGUUACAUAGCAUACCGGAAUUUUGUUUCCAAAAGGGGCAGAGAAGAAGAACCACUUCCGGGACUUAAUAUAACACAUGACCAACUAUUCUUCAUCAAUUUCGCUCAGAUUCGAUGCACCAUCGCACGAAAGGAGAAUGCGAUAAACCAUUUAAUGACGGGACCACACAGUCCCUCCAGAUUCAGGGUGACUGGGACUCUCCAAAAUCUCCCCGUGUUCUCGUCAGCAUUCCAAUGUCCGAGAGGCAGCUAUAUGAAUCCUACUCACAAAUGCAGGAUUUGGUAGAUUUUUUUUUUAAAAAUUGGAAUUUACCGGGUGUCACCUGCAAGUUCAAUAUUCAAAAACAAGACAAUAUAAUGUUUUCAUCUGUAAAGACUCAUCAUCUAUUCAUUUAAUAGAAUCAUUUUGAAAGUGUUUAACCUAUCCUUGCUUUGUCUUGAAAAUGAUCCAGCAUUGUUUGUUUCAAUUGGUGUAUGUUGAAAUAAACUUCCGAAAAUGUGA
Ostrea edulis (European flat oyster) is the source of this 2929-nucleotide messenger RNA. Its product is annotated as neprilysin-4-like. NCBI's taxonomy places the organism in Eukaryota, Metazoa, Mollusca, Bivalvia, Ostreida, Ostreidae. Gene Ontology annotation, cellular component: plasma membrane. Gene Ontology annotation, biological process: protein processing. The transcript is spliced from 22 exons. Bases 464 to 2713 code for a protein of 749 amino acids. The record is from RefSeq and is a predicted model, not a curated record. Gene Ontology annotation, molecular function: metalloendopeptidase activity.